Molecule: messenger RNA, 1359 nt
Organism: Trichomycterus rosablanca
Lineage: Eukaryota; Metazoa; Chordata; Actinopteri; Siluriformes; Trichomycteridae
Gene: tuft1b
Product: tuftelin 1b
Exons: 13
Coding region: 103-1215 (370 amino acids)
Biological process (GO): intracellular signal transduction
Cellular component (GO): intracellular anatomical structure
Source: RefSeq, a predicted model, not a curated record
ACAAACACUUAAGAGCAAAAGGAAACAGAAAUUCUGCUACUUAAAUACUUACAACAUCAACACGAACCCAGUUUUAUAAUAUCUGGUUCGCAUGCGAUACAAAUGGACCUUUCGGACGAAGCGGAGCGAGAAGUGAAUUGCACUGACAAAGACACGGGCAGUGAUAGAAGUCCUGUUCAUGACUGCAACCAGAACUUACUCACUAAAACACUGCAUGAGAUCACCAACCAGACUGAGUCAAGUUGUGGAAACAAGUGCCAAAAGCCUAAUUCCAGCCCAUCUGCAGAGGAAAAAAUAGAGGUCAUCAAGGUGUAUCUUGAACCCAGCAGACGGAGACAACAGAAAAAUCAUCACAGUACUAAAAUGCAGACAGAUGAGGUGACCCAAAUACAGGAGGUGAGAUACUGUCUGAAAACCCUGAGGGAACAAAUGGCAGCCAGAACCAACAACAAGUUUCCAACCAAUGGAAUCCGAGUCACUGUGCCUGUGAGCAGAUCACCUGAUCCAAAAGCCAGUCCGGACGUGGAUGCCUCUGAGAGUCGGGAUGAGGAGUGUAUGAGGUUAACAGAGCUGACCAAACGUCUAUAUGCUCAGCUACAAGAGGUGGAAAAAAGACACCAGGAGGAAAAAGAGGCACUGCAGGCAGAGAACCUUGAAUACCAGCGGCGUCUGAAGGAACAGAAUGAGCGUGUACUUGAGGUCCAGAGUAAAGCUGAGGAACAAGAACGUUGCAUGGAGGAACUUCAAAGGUUUUUGGGAGAUUUGGAAGAGAAGAACACCAGCCUUCGGGAUAAGAUGGCAGCUGAUGAGGCUGCACUUAAGGAACUACAAGCACUAAAAGAUGGAGAAGAGGGAAAAAGGUGCAAAGAGCUGGAGAAUGAGUUGGCUGUUAAAAAGGAAAAACACCAUCACUUGGAUGACAUGCUGAAGAGCCAGCAGAGGAAAGUCAGACAUAUGAUUGAACAGCUUCAGAAAGCAGGAAUUAUGAUGGAGGAGAGAGGGCGUGUGAUUGGUGAUCUAGAGGAGAAAGUGGCGUUUCUGGAGGCAGAGAACAGGGAGAUGCGGGACCGGUUGGAGGUCUGCUUAGGUGAUCAGACAUCUAGUUCUCUUACCUCUGAGAGAGAAGCUCAAAUUGUCUACAGCAAGGCUCUGACACCAACAAGUUCUGGAAACAAAUCCCUUCCCUUCAUUAAAGUGAUUGAGACCAAGUCCUGAGCAGGAGAAAAACAGGAAGGUGAAAACUGAACUUGGCUGGCUGAAGAAACCUCAGUUAAAAACUACGAAUCAACCACAGAAAAAGAGGACCAUAACACCUACAUCGAUCAGCCAUAACGUUAAAACCACCUCCUUGUUUCUAAA